Pectinophora gossypiella (pink bollworm) is the source of this 2606-nucleotide messenger RNA. Its product is annotated as tenascin. NCBI's taxonomy places the organism in Eukaryota, Metazoa, Arthropoda, Insecta, Lepidoptera, Gelechiidae. The record is from RefSeq and is a predicted model, not a curated record. The coding region runs from base 253 to 1221 and encodes 322 amino acids. The transcript is spliced from 8 exons.
UCAGUUCAGUGCAGUAUUGACUGCCGCCGUGACCAGUCGUGCCAAAUGUUUGGAUAACCUGCGACCAAAUGUGACUUGACGUGACGAGAAGGCACCAGUCACAUUAUGACUGUGACUAAAGUUGUGAUAGCGAUGUGAUAGUGAUAAAAGUGAUACGUGUAUAAAAUUUUGUGAUAUUAUUUUAUGUUUAUUAAGUUUGUGACGUGAGGGUAUGCGCGCGUGACCAGGCAGAGAGGAACACAUUGUGACGUCAUGGGAAAUUGGGAGCUCAUCCUGCUGGCCAUCCUUGGACUGGCCGUAGCACAGGGGCCGGAGAAACGGCGCACGGGCAACAUCUGCCAUGUGGAUAUGGAUUGCCCGGACAACGCGUUCUGUAGGCAGAGCAGCUACUGCGUCUGCAAGGAUGGCUUCGUCUACGCUACUGUCAACAGCACGCACAAGGGCUGUUUGAAAGAGGCUAAGAUUGGCGAGGAGUGCGUGCAGCACAUCCAGUGUCACUCAACUAUGGGUGUGCACUCCGAGUGCGCGGGCGGCAUCUGCGCAUGUACCGCCACUGCGCACUUGGAGGAUGACCGCUGUUAUGAAACUGCUGUGAUCGGCGAGAGAUGCGUGGUGGAUCAGAACUGCUACCUUGGAGAACAGACCUCGGAGAGACAAGCCUUCUGCGUCAGGGGAUAUUGUACCUGCCAGCUACAGUUCAGUCCUAGGGACAAUGGGACCAGGUGUGUUCGUGACGCGACUCUGGGUGAGGCUUGCGAAGACCAGUUACAAUGCGCGGGACCCGGGCUCGAGUGCCGAGGCACCUGCCACUGCAGGGACAACUGGGUGGCGCACAACGAGAGCAACGCUUGUGUUGAAUCUGUAAAAGCCUUAGGCGACCCGUGUGAGUACGACGUGCAAUGCGAUGCGUUUGCCGGCUCGUCCGAUGCCCGGGCCCCAGGGAUGUCUCUAUGCCUCGCUGGAGUAUGCACCUGUGCUUACAACGCCAGAGCUGCUGGCAACCCUCAGAGGUGCUGGCCUCGCAAGCGACCUGGUGAACUGUGCUCUAGAGAUGAGGAAUGUGUCUCGGAAGAAGAUGAGCCCGGUUACUGCCUGAAUGGACGUUGCACUUGUAAAACGUGUUCACCAGACGCGAGAGACUUUGGUGGAGCAAGCACACUUUCCCGCCCUCCAGUGAUCGUUGCCGCCAUUUUGUCUGCAGUCGCCAUUUUGAGACAUUAACCAUCGCUAUUUCAAACACCUAAGAGAGAGGCCUUACGGGCGUUGCCGCUCCGUUGCGUCAUCGCAACGCUAUAAUUUCGGGAUUUAAGUAUUUAUAUAGAACGACGACGCGUCACUGCUAAGUCGUCGUAACGGACCCACAACGCAUCGUGUGGCCUCACUCUAAGGCCCCAUUCACAACGAACCUGCGCCCGCGCUUUGAUAUGAGUGGGCCAUUAUAACGCCUUAAAUCGGAGCGGGUGCGAUUUUCUGCGCGUUUCUCUUCCCGCCAUUUUGUGGUUGCCGCCAUUUCGACUUGUAAACCACCAUUACCUGGAAAAAUAUAGAAAAGGUUAAUUUUAACACGUUCACUGUGUAACUGAAAAUUACAUAUCCACCUGCAAUGCAAUGUUAUUUUUCCACAAAAAUACACUAUAACAAGAAAAACAAUUUGGAAAGCCUCCCGUCGGAUUUUCCCAUUUUUCCUAGUGCCCCACAUAUGGGACGUGCACGUAUGAGUUUCAAAUGUAUUGUCUCAUAUGUGGUUCAUACACAGUGAACGUGUAUGAAAAUCAUCUAGAAAAAAACACAUGAGAAAUUUCAAAAUAAUAAUUUUGUAGUUCUAGAACCGAAUAUUUCGAGACGAGUUCAAGCUGGAUAUAAAUAGGCGAAAAUAUGCAAAAAUCUCUAUAAAAUACCUGUUUGUUAGAUGAAAAUGAUGCUUAAUGAAUAAUGAGUGAUUUGAGCUUCAGAUUUUAAAAUGUGUUCACUUUUAUGAUGCGAACAAGAUGCCUUUGUAUAUCAAAGAGUCGAAAGCCCAUAAAUUAUAUUAACUUAUUUUUUUACAAACAUAGCUUAGGCUGGAGCAAAAGCUAACUUUUAACCUCAUAACGCCGAGAUUUCCUGACACAAGAGGUGAACAAUUCAGUUUGGUUUUUAAAAGAACAUAUAUCUUAAAAAAUAAUAAGAAAGUUCAUAUUCUUUGUAGAAAUUAUUAUAGCUAUCAUAUUCAGCCUAAGCUAGGUAUGUAAAAGUACCUAGUCCUACAAUACGGUACACUGAAUAAUAAAACAAAAAUAAUAAAUAAUAGUAAUUCAACAAAAAAAUAAUAAUUUAUAUAGUUUAUUGCACAAAUUUAGUCUUAGGUUGUUGUUACGUCGUUGAUAGUUUAUUUCAAAGUUUAUUGUAAGUUGUAAAUAAUAAAAAUAAUAUUGUUGUCUGUUGUUAUGAAUUGAAAAUAAGCGUAAAUAAUAAUAAUAAAAUAAUAAUAAUUUUCCACUACUUAGAAACAGUAUUCCAAGUGCAAUUUUUAUAUAUUUCGAAAUCAUAAUGGGUAGAUUUUAUGCCAAAGAAGUGUACGCAAGCAUAUUUGAUUGUGUGUAAAUAAAUAUUAUUUAUUUUCAAUA